Messenger RNA from Mizuhopecten yessoensis (Yesso scallop), 9395 nucleotides. RefSeq names its product small subunit processome component 20 homolog. The record is from RefSeq and is a predicted model, not a curated record. The transcript has 63 exons. NCBI's taxonomy places the organism in Eukaryota, Metazoa, Mollusca, Bivalvia, Pectinida, Pectinidae. Bases 65 to 8488 code for a protein of 2807 amino acids. Gene Ontology annotation, cellular component: nucleolus; 90S preribosome; small-subunit processome.
UGCGCCCAUGGUACCACAUGCGAUUGAUUGAGUUUUGGAGAGUUUGACAAAUAAUCAACGCAAAAUGGGGAAAUCUUCGUACCAUAGAUCUGAGAAUACGUUCAGAUUCCAAACAUUUUCUGAACGGAUUUCUGAUAUCAAUAUUGAUGUAAUCCAUAAGAUAAGACAUCAUGAUGAUACACCGGGGGAACACUCUACCUACUUUGGGGAAGCAUUGGAGAAAUGGCUCGAGCUCAACCAGACAGCUCACUUCAUUGAAUUCAGAAAGGAGAUCAGUGAGCAGGUCCAGUCUUUCACUCAGCUGGUCCAUAACGAGGCACAGAUUGUGGCAGCGCUCAAGAAACACCUCAUGAUCCCAAAGACGCUGGCCUACGAACCAAUGCUGGAUUUACUGGUACAGCUGGCACGUGACUUUCAGCAUGACUUCUACAAACACUUCCCAGACUUCUUCACCCUGCUGGUUGAGUUGCUGAACCGAAACACACAGGACACGGACCUGAUGGAGAAGUUGUUUUCCGCCCUAUCCUAUAUCUUCAAGUUCCUGUGGCGCUAUCUCCUCAAGGACAUGGAGACUGUCUAUGGGUUUUACUCGAGCCUGCUUAGUGAAGAAAACAAACAGUAUAUCCGACAGUUUGCAGCAGAAAGCUUCGCGUUCCUGAUGAGAAAGGUCAAGGAUCAUGGGAAACUGUUUGAUUUUCUGUUUAAAUCCCUGUCACAAUCUCCAGAAAAAGCUGAUGGGUUGGGGCGACUGAUGUUUGAGAUGUUGAAAGGUGUAAAACGACAACUUCACAGCUGUACCAUCAAGAUUUUCCCAAUACUGCUGUCCAAACUUGGCCACUGCCAACAGGAGAAAAAAGUGAAACCAUUACCCUGGCAACUUGUGGAGGAAUGCAUGGCCCAGUGUUUCCGCUCAAUGGCAGAAAACAUUGAUAAAGCCAAUUUUGAGGAUGCAUGGACAAUCUUUCUGACAUCCGUAACCUCUGUGCACCAGUCCUGGUUAGACCCCCAGUGUCCAGACAAGGCCAAGGCGGCCAAACAUGUAGCUCGCUUACUCCGUCUCGCACAGAUCUGGCUGAAUCAUUGGAAGGGAGCCAUCAUCAGAUGUCACGACCCCAUUGCCACGACUUUAUUGCCAAUGCUGAAGGGAGCCUGCCUGCCAGUCUCUGUCGGCGAGGAGCUUGUUUCCACGGUAGCAGCCUUCCUCCUACACGGUCAUUCUCAGACUGCUAUAGCCAACACUGCCAAACUGGUGUCUGCUGUGUUCAAGACCUCAUACCCUAUGGAGAUGCUGUUUAAAUUUGCCACAGUCAUGCUUAAAAGCAAAUUGCCAAUAUUUGAAAAGGAUGUGUUGAUGUCUCUGAAUGGUUACUGCCUGAAGAUCGUGGAGAGCGGGAAGGAGGAAGGGAGAGAGCAAGUCCUCAGUCUGUACACGCAGAUCCUCCUCCACAAGACCACACUCCCUAGCAAAGAAGAGGACCUUAAAAACCUCCAUGUAUAUCCUCUAGACUUUGGACUCUCAGGAAGGUCAAAGUUCAUGGAGUUCCUGACUAGUACUAUUGAUGGUGCUGGUAUAAAGACUUGGACGAUGAAGGAACAUCGGAGCCUUGUUUGGUCAGCAGUUUUGUGCCUGCCCCAUGUCUGGCCUGUGGACAAUACCAGAGAUACCAGGAUCAACAGCCUGACUAAAUUGAUGGGGAAGGUCGUGACUCAGAUAAAGAAAACCUUGGAUGAAACAUCUACAGAUCAGUUACUGUUCCUGUACUACAGUAUUAUAGUGUCCUUGACCUAUUUACAUGGGGACGACGACCUCUGUGACAAGAUUCCUGUAUCACAGAUAACAGAGUUACUCAAGUCUCACUCCACCAAUAUCCAUAUGCUGACUUCUGCCAACCUGUACCUGAUGAAGGCCUCGGCGGACACACAUGCCACGGUCCUCGAGGAGGAUGUUCUCCUGGACGUGUUUCCAUGCCUACAGGACAACCUCACGUCAUGGAACGCACAUAUACGUACCAUCAGUCUACGUAUCCUGACCCAUUUUACUGUGCGUUUGCCAUUUGUGGAAGGAUUUGAAGCAGACCGUGACAAUGUGUUCGAGACAUGUCUGAAGGCAGAGUUAGUUCCCCUGACUGUUCAGGACUACAGACAGCGCCAGCUUUUUCUACAAAGGCUGGACUUCAGUUGUGUGCAGAACUCAGUUCCUGCUGGACCUUUCAGAGAGGUUGCAGUGAGGUAUUUGAUAGGAUCAAUUUUUGUAAACUUCAAGUUACUAUGGGAACCAACCAGAAAACUGAUAGCUAGUCACGCUAAGGGACUGGGAAACAAAGGAUUCUGGGAACUAUUUAAUUCCGAGCUGAUGAGAGCUGCUGCCAAAACAGAAGAAUUAUUGACAGGUAUUGAGAAACCAUAUCUCCAUGGAAACAAUGCUCUCAUCAGUAUGUCCGACUUUGAUGUGUCAGAGGUCAUACCAAGUCACAUGACUACCGAAAGAGUAGACUAUUACAACUUUCGGGACCAGUUGUGGAAAGCCAUGAUUUUGUUCUCGGACCAGUGUGAGGCCAAGUCACGUGACCUUUCACCUCUACUGCUCCGAUUUAUCAGAAAUGAGUAUUACCCAUCUGACAUGAGCAUGGCUCCGAAACAAAACAUCUGCAGACGAAUAAGGGGUGGGAAACCUGAUCAGGAAGAGGCAGAAGGUGAAGGUCAAGACAUUGAAGAACAAGAAGAGGGUGGAAAACAGAACAGCCAGGAACAUGAAGAGGAGAUGGACAUACCAGAGAAACCAAGUUCACCAUUGAUAAGGGUCACCAGGAGUAGGGCAAAAGGCUUAGGUCAGGAGAGGUCAAGGUCAGAGUCAUCUGAACAGUCUGAGGACCACCAGACCAAAGGAGACAAUGACAAAACUACACUAGAGAAAAAGGGAAAUGACAGAUUACAGGAAACUGAAGAUGACGCUACUGUCGAUGACAGUGUAGAGGAGAGUGAAGUACAGGUAUCUAAAAGACAGAGGAGAGCAGCAACAAGCACUUUGGUCAUACAUCUAGAACUGUUUGCCAAAUUCAAAAACCCGAAGUCCCUGUACCUAGAGCCAGAUAUAAAUACUCUUUAUAUGGAGCUGCUGGUACACAAAGAUCCUGUCGUACAGAAGACUACGUUUGACUGUAUUAUGGCCUACAAACACAACUACUUAACACAAUACAGAGAGAACUUCAACAGGCUGUUGGAUGAUACGACAUUCAAGUCAGAGUUAGUAUUGUUCAGUAUUGACCAUGAUGGAGGACAGAUUAAUAUUGAAUACAGGAGUCAACUGAUGCCCAUCUUAAUGAGAAUACUGUAUGGAAAGAUGCUUACCAAGACAGGCAAGGAGACAGCAGGUCGUAGUCAUAGUAACCUGCGUCAGUCCAUCGUACUGCGCUUCCUUAAUGGCUGUAGUAUGGGGGAGGUCGUGAACUUUCUGGACAUGGUGUUCAUGCCCUUCAAACACUUUAUUACAGAUGAUCCUCAGCAGAUGGCGCUAGAGGUGAUGAGGACGACUGACCCCUCGGAGGUCAUUCCCUUACGGAAGAUUACUGGAACACUAUAUUCUAUCAACACAUUCUAUAAGAAGCUAGGCCACCUGUUGGAUGACUACCUUCCCUCUUUGAUAAAGAUCCUGGUGGGACUGAUGGCUACUUGUGUAGCCUGUCUGGAGCACAGAGACAACAUCACACCGUUCUCUCUCAGCAUGCUGAAAACCCUGCGACAAAUGGCCACCACCAGGUUUAUAGAGCUAUUUGAGAACUACGACGGCUACAAGCCUUCCCCGGUUGAGAUCGAUGCUGUGUUCACUGUGAUUGUUUGGCCUCAGCUGGAGAAACUGCCCUUUGAGGGCGUGUACCACCCCACCACCUUACUGAAAAUACUGGCCACAUGGUCAAGAUCUCCGAGGUAUAUUAUGUACCUGUCAAAGCAUCACCAUGAUGACAAGGAGAUCACCCCACUCCCGUUUGUGUUUAAACUUCUCAAUGCCACAAAUGUGAGGAGUACUGUAUCCAGCCUCAUUCUGGAAAUCGUGGACAACCUCCUGAAUCCCAAAAAGACUGAGGAUGAUGCAGAAGAGCUCCGCCCACUUCCUGUCCACUGUGGAUCAGCUCUAGACUAUACUCACAUGACAAUCCAGGAGAUAGGUAUAAAUCUGAUGUCCCCACAUAUCCCGGCCGUGCUCACCUUCCUCCAGACUGCCAUUGCUAGCCGGGAGACCAAGGUCUACAUCAAGAAGGGCUCCUCCAGGGAGCUGAGAAUUCUGUCAAGCAUCAGCUGUUUUGUAUCAGACAUGGCCCAGUGUCCUGUCCUCAUCUCUCUCUUGUUGCCAUACCUGGACAAGGUCAUUGCAAGGUCAAAGGAGGCUGAAGAAGACAUCUUGACCAGUAUCAGUAACUUAAUGGCUAUCAUCACCAACAAGUCCCAGUUCUUCAGACGAGUCUCGGUGCUGUUUUCUAACAUCUUGUAUCGCAAGUCCCGGGAUCUCCUGUGUUCUAUACUAAAGAUGAUAUUGACCGAAGAAAGUGACCAAUCGUCACUUGCCGAGCUCAUACUGGAGCUAAAUGCUUGGGAUCCUAAACGUACAGAAGAUCCGGACUACACGAAGAGAUUGUCGGCCUUCAGAAAUGCCAAUGAAAUGAUCAAGGCGAUGAAGACAAUAGAAGCAGAUGUCUUAUUACCCAUAAUGCACAAUGCCUGCUACUUCAUCAAUAUGAUAGAUGACUUGUCUAUACGAGACAAUGCCACCAACACACUGGUUACCAUGGUGACACAGUUCGGCCUGGCUACCUAUGACAAUGAUACAUUCAGGGAUUUGAUUACUCAGGGUAUCCUGGUGGAAAUAAAGGCUGGCUUCAGGAAUAAGAAUGAGAAUGUUAGACAUGAGUACAUCGCCUUGCUGUCUGUCGUGGUGGACACAUUUCCUGAUCAGCCCAACUUAGCGGACCUCCGUGGACUGAAGGAUAAAGACUUGGAAGCAGACUUCUUUGAAAACAUACGUCACAUACAAACUCACAAGCGGUCUCGAGCGCUGCGGAGGCUGAUCAAGUACAUGUCUGGUCACCGUGCCUGUAAGGAAGCCAUCAUGUCCUAUUUCCUGCCCCUGGCUUCAGCGUUCCUACAGAUUGAUAGCUACACUAAGGCACAGGCUCUUCAGGAGGCUGCCAUAGACACCAUCGGGGCUGUCUGUUUACAGUUACCAUGGCAACAGUAUCUCCACCAGCUAAAGUUUUAUCUGGGUCGCCUACAGAAGGACCUGGACAAGCAGAAGGGACUCAUCAGAGUCAUAGUAGCCAUCUUGGAUUCCUUCCAUUUCGAUGUGAGUGCGUCACAGUUGAACCUUACCCACCUUCCAGCCGCAAUCGCCAAAAAAAAAGCUAUAGGGCUGCCUACAGAAGAGAAUGAAGAACUAAAACCUGAACCAGAUUCAAAUGCCAAUGAUGAGGAAAAGACAACAGAUGACAUGGACGUCAAAGAGGUUCUGGAAAGUGACGAGGUCAUGGAAACAAAACAGGAUAUGGUCCUGUCAUCGUCAGGGAAACUGAUGUGUCCACCAGGUCUGGCCACCAAGAUUCACACCACAAUUGUAAAAGGCCUGCUGCCUCAGCUACAGAAGUGUCUCACACAGAGGGUUCGAAGUGAAGAGGAACACAAACUGGCAAGAAACAGUUAUGCUGAUGACACAGAAAUCCUGAGGGUUCCCCUCGCCUUGGCAAUGGUUAAGUUACUACAGACCCUCCCCAAGGGCUCACUGGAGCGGAGUCUCCCAGGUAUUCUCAUCAAGGUCUGUAACUUCCUAAAGUCACGUGCUAAGGACAUUCGGGACACAGCGAGAGACACACUGACAAAAAUACUCACGUCCCUAGGGUCACGCUUCCUGCCAUACGCCCUGUCAGAGAUGCGAGGUAUCCUGACACGUGGCUAUCAGCUCCAUGUGUUGACUUUCACUGUGUAUGUCCUGCUAAGGAACAUGAUGCCCUUGACAAAGACAGGUGACCUUGACAUCUGUUGUCGCAGUCUACAGGAGGUAUUUCACAAAGAACUGUUUGGAGAAGUGGCGGAGGAGAAGGAUGUAGAAGGCAUCAGAGUUAAACUGUUUGAGGCUCGCAAAGUGAAGAGCUAUGAUUCCUAUCAGAUUCUGGCUAAACUCUUGGGCACCAAGUCACUUAUACCUUUCAUCACACCCAUCAAGACUAUACUGGACACAACACGCAGCCAUAAGUUGGCACGCAAGGUUCAGGAGGUCCUUAAGAAGGUAGUCAAUGGACUGAUGGAGAAUGAGGGUUUGACCACAGAGGCACUGACUGUCUUCUGUCACGGACUUGUGUCUGAGGCCUUCCCACAGCUGUCUACCAAACAGAGUGAGAGCAGUACACAGAAUGCCCCGACACCCACAGAUGGGAGAAGGAAGCCUGAGAGCUGUCUCCUCCUACCAACUACUCCUAUUCGAGGUGGAGGCAAACCGAAAAGCAGCAAGCGUACCAAUGCUCACAUCCUUGUUGAGUUUGGAGUCCAGCUGCUGCACCUGUCAUUAAAGAAAGGACGACUUGUUGCCACUAAGCAAGAAGACCUACGGAUGCUUGACCCAUUUGUGUCCAUAAUGUCCGACUGUCUGCAGUCACAACAUAUCAAGGUGAAUACCGUCAGUCUGCGAUGCCUGUGCUGGAUCCUGAGGUUCCCUCUGCCAGCCAUUAAAAAACACAUCCGUCCUAUCGCUAACGGUAUCAUAGUAUUGCUUAAGAAUUACGCAUCAGCAGGUUCGGCAACUGGAGAUAAUCUGGACCUCAUCACCAUGGCAUUUAAGGCAGUGACUGUACUGGUGAGGGAUGUGAAGUGUUACGAGAUCAACUCAGAACAGCUCCAGGUGCUAUUAGGAUUCUGUGAGGAGGAUUUACAUGACUACCAUAGACAGAGCACUGCCUUCUCACUCCUCAGGGCCAUACUGUCACGGAAACUCAACGUACCAGAGAUGCAGGAAUUGAUGAUAAAGGUCCAGACCAUGUCAAUCACAGCUGACUCCCCCCAUACCAGGAGGGAGUGCCGUCAGCUGAGUCUACAGUACAUGAUGGACUACCCUUUAGGCAAAAAACUAGUCAAACACCUCGAGUUCUUCAUCACCCAACUGUCUUAUGAGACGGAACCUGGGAGAGAGUCUGCCCUGGAAAUGAUGGCUUCCAUCUUCUCCAGCUUUCCUCAGACGCUACUGAUGAGACAUGCAGGUUUCUUCUUUGUGCCGUUGUCGGUUGCCAUGGUGAAUGAUGAAUCUUUAAAAUGUCGCAAGCUGACUGGUUUGGCUAUAAAGUUAUUACUAGAAAAGUUGGACCAUAACAAACGGAAUGAGCUGUUUUUGAUUGCCUUGAAAUGGUUUCAGGAUCAAAAGUCGCAGCAUCAGUCCCUAGGUGCCCAGUUAUGUGGCCUCUUUGUGGAAGUGGAAGCCGCUCAAUUCGAGCGCCACCUGGCGGAAGUUUUCCCAGUCGUGAAGUUUCAUCUGCAGCCCAGUCGUUAUGAGAAGGUACAAGAUGAAUCCAUGGAACAAAAUGAAGAUCAUCUCCUGUUCAACAUCCUCAACCUUCUUCUCAAGGUGUUGAGGGAGUGUAAUGUGGUCAGGACACCAAAAUGGCACAAGCAGAUGAACACGAUCUGGGAAUAUACCCAGAAGCACUUGACACAUCCACACAACUGGGUAAGACUGGCAGGAGCCCAGAUGUUCGGUCUUCUAUUUGCUUCCUGGCAACCGGAGGAAAUCGUAGAAGAGGUUGAUGAGGCUGUCGAUUACUUAAGGGAUGACAUGAAGGACAAGAUGGAGUUGUUAGCAGUGACGUUCGUACAACAACUACAGUCAAAGUUUUUGUCAGACGAGAUGGCCGACCAAGUUAUCAAAAACCUGAUCUUUAUCAGUAAAGUGGCGAAGUUGGUGACCCUUCAGUCUGAGGAGGCCUCGGAACCUGAGGGGACGGAGUCCCAGGGGAAGAGACUCUCCCUGCCCUGGUUAGUGAGGAAGAUGGCGAGGGAGGCCAAUCACGAGAGCCUCAACAUGAACAAACUCACCAUCAAGAGAUCCAGUGUUUUUAAAUGGAUGGCAGCAGUCGGCCUUGACCUUGGAGCAGAGUUACUGCCCUCUGUGGCCCACAUCAUGAUGCCACCGUUACAAAGGGAGACAAAUGACGCAUCAGGAAUCACAGACCUUGCCAUCAAGUCCCUGGCCCAGGAGGUACUCGACUUACUGAAGAAGGUCCUGGGGGUGGAACAGUUCACUGAAAUCUACGCCCGGGUACUGAGGAAACGUAUGGUUGUCAAGGAGACAAGGAAGCGACAGAAAGCGGUUGAGGCUGUUUCUAAUCCCGAGGUAGCUGCUAAAAGGAAGGUGAAAAAGAACUUAGCAAAACGAGAGGCAAAGAAACGGAAAGCUGAGGGAUUCCGAGUGUCAAAAAUCGUAAAAAAGAGAAAACGAGCGGAUGUUGUUAUUGAAUGAUGACAUGAUUUGUCUGUGAUACUGAAACGUAACUGGAGAGUUAAAAUCCGUGGAAAUGAUUCUGUGAUGGGAGACAUUGACCUAUUUUUGUCAUUGUUAAAAAAAAAAAAAGGGACCUAUCUUUGUCAUUGUUAAGGACUGACACAGAUUCUAUGACCUGUGGACUAUGGGAAAUAUCGUCCCAAAUUUUGUAAGCUAAAGGGUGAGGUGAGGAAUUGAUCAAGAUUCUGCAAUCAGAAGCUUAAUGCUUGAUCAAGAUUCAGUGAUCGGAAGGAUUGACAUAGAUUCUUUGUUCUAAAGGAUUGAUCUAGAUUCUGUGAUUGGACCCAAACUUAGGUUUUGUGCAAUGAAGAGACAAAUCAUAUUCUGAUGCGAGUUGACCUAGAUAUUGCUGGUCAAGCAGACUGGCUUUUGUGGUCCUUGGUUGAAUGUUUGACCAUAGCAAUUUAAGCAGCCUUAUCUGCAAUGUUUUGUUCAAGCCUUACACUACCCCUGCUGUUGACUGUCGGAAGUUAAUUCAAUAUUGUGCGAAAAUGGAUUUUCCAGUAUGCAGUAAGAAUCUUGAGCCAGGAAACUGUUAUGUACAGAUCAGGUUAAGGUUUAGGGGUAUUGUUAUUUAUCUCUUCAAUAAUUAUCAAACUUUAUUAUGCAUGAAUACUGGAUUUUAUUGUUAUUUCCAUUUGUUUCAUAAAACCACGGCAAUCCAGCAACCUUUGUUAUCAGUCGAAAUGGCUGGAUAAUCUGGACAAUUUUGUAUAGAAAAAGCCCAAUCUGUGUGUAAAGUACUGGCUAAGAUAGUUGUACAGUCAGAUUAUCAGUGGCUGUAGCAAUGAGUGUGUACAUAUGUAAAUAUAUAUAAAGGUAAAUAUACCUUAUUGUUCUGUUAAUAAAAUAAAGAGAGACUGAA